Messenger RNA from Helicoverpa armigera (cotton bollworm), 1312 nucleotides. RefSeq lists its product as uncharacterized. NCBI's taxonomy places the organism in Eukaryota, Metazoa, Arthropoda, Insecta, Lepidoptera, Noctuidae. The transcript is spliced from 6 exons. Bases 94 to 747 code for a protein of 217 amino acids. The record is from RefSeq and is a predicted model, not a curated record.
AUUGACAAUAGAUUUGUCAAGAAAACUUGACGCUUUCAUGGCAUAAUAAAAUUUUUCAAGUGAAAUGAAUAAAUUAUAAUAAAAUACAAAAACAUGGAAAAACCUAAAAUAACUAAAAUAAAGAAGGCAAAAACCCUUGCACGAGGAAUUUCAAGCUUAUUAUCUAUGCUUGUAUAUACGAAACUUUGCUCCAGACAAAUUACUUACCCAGCACCGUAUGCCCAAUCUUGGAACAUUGAUACCACGCCAGUUCUUACAAGAGGAUAUCAUGGGAAGGGUCCUAAAGUUUUCCUCUUCAACAAUCCAAAGAAACGCGCAGACACUCAGAAGACCUGGAGUCAGUCGUAUUCAGCGGUACGUGGUCCAGACCCGACGGCUCCACAUCUGAAGUAUGGAGUCUUCCCUAAUAGAAGGGCUUCUUCUACGAGAAACUUACCAAAACCACCACUAAAACCGAAUUUCAAUCCACAUUGCCCACGCGAAGAAGCAAGAAGUUUAAUCAGCAACAAAACAUACCCAGUCCCAGCUAGAAAGAAACCGGUCAAAAAAGUUAAAGGACAACAAUCCGAUUCACCAAUGCUGGUAAUCAGAGCUUUAGACAAAACUUUCACAAAACAGUUAUCACUAUCAGAAAUAAUGCAUGUUGAUAUCAAACCCGGUAAAAGAAUACCUGGAACACCCAGUUUCUGUCCUCCUAACUACAAGGGACUAUCACCCAAACUCAUGAGCAUUCGAACACCUGGAUAAAUUGGUAACGUACUUUUUUAGCAACGGUGAAUAUAGUUUUUUUUUUUUAGGAAAAUUUUUCGUAAUUUGCUGUGAGAAAUGUUUUACUUUUUUAUGUUUUCCCAUUAGUGGUUUUGAGUAUAUGGGAAUUUUUGAGUACGGGUAAAGCAAUGCUAUAGUUUUUUUUCUUUUUUGUAAGUGAUUUUUUUAUUUUAUUGUUGGAACUGUGUGUUGGUUUUUUUUUCUUUUCUGAAAUAUGGGAAAUUAAGGAUGUGGGAAUUAUUGCUUUUUUUUGUGAGUUUUUGAUGGAAUUACCCUACUAUUUUAUAUGUACUCGCCAAAAUAUUACUAAAUUAUAAAACAGAUUUUUGAUUUCCUACAAACAGUACAGCUUGUCUUAUUCGCACUCUAUUUUUUCCCAAAUGGGAAUUUUCAUUUUUCCGAAUGGGAAUUCUCAUUUUUUGUUGAAAUUUUCACAGAUGUGCAAUUCAAGAAUUUCCCAUCAAUGGGAAUUAGUGAUACCUCUAAUGGGAAAAUAUAAAUUAUUGUGUUUUUUAUAUAAUGAUGGGGUUGUAAUAAAAUUGUA